Molecule: messenger RNA, 1373 nt
Organism: Ostrinia furnacalis (Asian corn borer)
Lineage: Eukaryota; Metazoa; Arthropoda; Insecta; Lepidoptera; Crambidae
Product: N-alpha-acetyltransferase 15, NatA auxiliary subunit-like
Exons: 8
Biological process (GO): N-terminal peptidyl-methionine acetylation
Cellular component (GO): NatA complex; cytoplasm
Molecular function (GO): protein binding
Source: RefSeq, a predicted model, not a curated record
GACAACAAUUCUUCAUCGAAUUCUUUGGUUUAUAGCCACGAGGUUUUUAGAAAUAUUUCAAUUUAUUAGUGAAAUAAUACAAAGAUUAAUUUCAUUUGAACAAAAUGCCACCCAGUAAUCCUUUGCCGCCUAAAGAAAAUGCUCUUUUUAAAAGAAUUUUGCGUUGUUACGAACACAAACAAUACAAAAAUGGCUUGAAAUUUGCCAAGCAAAUAUUGUCCAAUCCCAAGUUUGCAGAGCAUGGAGAAACCUUGGCUAUGAAAGGGUUAACACUGAACUGCCUAGGUCGAAAAGAAGAAGCCUAUGAAUAUGUGCGCCGUGGCCUCCGCAACGAUCUAAAGUCGCCUGUGUGCUGGCACGUGUACGGACUCCUCCAACGAUCGGACAAAAAGUAUGAUGAGGCGAUUAAAUGUUACCGCAAUGCGCUCAAGUGGGAAAAGGAGAAUAUACAAAUCCUUAGAGACUUAUCAUUGCUUCAAAUCCAAAUGCGCGAUUUGGAAGGUUACAAAGACACCAGAUACCAGCUUUUCAUGCUGAGACCGACACAAAGAGCUUCAUGGAUAGGAUUCGCAAUGAGUUAUCACUUACUAGGUGAUUAUGAAAUGGCAAAUAGCAUUCUAGACGCCUUCCGGACUAAUCAGAUGAAGGGUCCGUAUGACUACGAACAUUCGGAACUGCUUUUAUACCAGAACAUGGUGUUGGCAGAGUCUGGCCAGUACGAAAGAGCCUUGCAACAUUUACAUAAAUUCCAAAGCCAAAUUCUCGAUAAGUUAUCUAUCAAAGAAACCUCCGGAGAAUAUUAUUUGAAACUAAAGAGGUUCAAAGAAGCUGAGGGUGUUUACGAAGAUCUGUUAAAGAGAAAUCCUGAAAAUGUGAUGUAUUAUCAGAAACUUAUAGAAGCUAAACAACUUAGUGAUCCUGAUGAAAAAGUGGCCUUCUUUGAUGUUUAUAAGAGUGAGUACCCGCGUGCGAUCGCGCCGCGCCGCCUGCAAUUAACGGAGGCUCCCGCGAGCGUGUUCGAGCGGCUGGCCGACGAAUACCUUCGUCGAGGCCUCCAUAAGGGCAUCCCGCCGCUCUUUGUGGACUUAAGAUCACUAUACGCAGACCAAAGCAAAGCAGACACGAUAGAGAAACUAAUCUUACAGUAUAUAGACAACUUAACCAAACUGGGCACGUUUAGUUCCGACCCAAGUGAAGGCAAGCAACCGGCCAGUGCGUUGCUAUGGGCAUAUUACUACGCGGCGCAGCACUUUGACUAUAAGAAAGAUACGGACCGGGCGCUGCAUUACAUAGAUGCGGCGAUAGAACAUACGCCUACGUUAAUAGAACUGUUCAUAGUCAAAGGAAGGAUAUACAAGCACGCCGGUGACCCA